GAAUGAUGAGUGAUGGUUUCUGUGAUGCCACUUGGAGCUUUUUUCACUGUGGAAUGGACUGAUAACACAGCCUGGAGACUUGACAGCAGACUAAAGAAAGCUCUGGGACAGUGACCCUUGCUUUUUUUUUUUUUUUUUUCCCUUUCCAUUGGACAAAAGUACUCCAAAGGAAAGAACUCUUUUUAGUGCCAUCUCCGAAUUUUUCCCAAUUUCUGCCACUUCAAAUGAGGACAGGAUAGAAUUGGCACAUCUUUCUGAUUUAAAGCGUAUCACCUUCCGAGACAGAUGGUCUGUCAAAUGCUGUAGGAUGCCUGCAGAGAACAUCAUAAUGAAGAAGAAAAUUGAUAGUUGUGCCACUGCCUAAUUGUCAGGAUCACAGCCGAUAAAGCUGCACUGCCCUUUCCCUGCUGCCUUAAUCGGGUCAUGAACAGCAGGGUGGACAUGGCCGGCCUUGUUAACCACUUGCUAAUAUUGUUCCUUAUUUUUCAAAACAGCUGUUUGGCUUUCAGAAGCCCUCUUUCUGUCUUUAAGAGGUAUAAGGAUGCUACUAGGUCUCAUUCCAGUGAAUGUCUUGGCAGCAACAGGCAGCUGGUUCCACUAGGUUUAUCAGAAUUUGCACUGGAUAUUCGUAUGCCUGGAGUGACUCCUAAACAGUCUGAUACUUACCUUUGCAUGUCGCUGCGUUUGCCAGUAGAAGAGGAAGCUUAUGUAGUUGACUUCAAACCUCAUGCCAGUAUGGACACUGUCCAUCAUAUGCUACUAUUUGGAUGUAACAAUCCUGCUUCAGAUGACGAUUACUGGGAUUGUGAUGGUGAAACAUGCAUGGACACAAGUGAUAUCUUAUAUGCUUGGGCAAGAAAUGCACCACCAACAAGACUGCCAAAAGGUGUUGGAUUUAAAGUUGGAGGAGAAAUGGGUAGCAAAUACUUCGUUCUCCAAGUCCAUUAUGGGGAUGUUAGUGCAUUCAAAGAUAAACACAAAGACUGUUCUGGAGUGACUUUACAUCUGACUAAUCAAAAGCAGCCUCUGAUUGCUGGCAUGUAUCUUAUGAUGUCCAUGGAUACUGUUAUACCUCCUGGAGAAAAAGUGGUUAAUGCAGAUAUUGCUUGCCAUUAUAAAAUGUAUCCAAUGCAUCCAUUUGCUUAUAGAGUGCACACCCAUCACUUAGGAAAAGUAGUAAGCGGGUAUCGAGUUAGAGAUGGUCAAUGGACACCGAUUGGCCGGCAAAGUCCUCAACUGCCACAGGCAUUUUACCCUGUAGAAAAUCCUGUAGAAAUCAAGUAUGGUGAUAUUCUGGCAGCAAGAUGUGUCUUUACCGGUGAAGGCAGAUCUUCAGAAACAUAUAUAGGGGGUACAGCCAGGGAUGAAAUGUGCAAUUUCUAUAUUAUGUAUUACAUGGAAGCCAAAUAUGCAGUUUCAUCCAUGACCUGUACACAGAACAUUAACCCAGAGAUGUUCAAAAGCAUACCUCAAGAAGCAAAUAUCCCUAUUCCAGUCAAGCCUGAUAUGACUAUGAUAGCCCAUGGACAUAAUGAAGAAAUCAAAAAUGAAGACACAGGUACUAUAAUACAGCAGCCAAAAAGAGAAGAGGAAGAAGUUUUAGAUCAGGGUGAUUUCUAUUCCCUCAUUUCCAGGCUGCUAGGAGAAAGGGAAGACGUGGUUCACCUGCACAAGUAUAACCCUACAGAAAAGGCUGAAUCAGAUUUUGUGGCUGAGAUUGCUAAUGUAGUCCAGAAGAAGGAUCUUGGCUGGCCUGAUGCCAGAGCAUUUUCCAAGAAUGACAAAAGGGCUAAUACCAUUCUUGUCAGAGACAGAAUCCACAAGUUUCACAGAUUAGAAUCAACUCUGAGGCCCCCGGAAAACAGGCAUUUUGCUUUACAGCAAGCUAAACCUGGUGUAGGGAACUGGGAAAAAGAACAGACAGGAGGUUUAAAUAUAGAAGAAGUAGCUGACUGGCCUGGCAUAAACCUCAGGCUGGGCCAAGUUUCUGGGCUGGCCCUGGAUCCUAAUAACAAUUUAGUCAUCUUUCACAGAGGCAACCAUGUAUGGGAUGCAAACUCAUUCAACAGUAGCUAUGUUUAUCAACAGAAAGGACUUGGACCAAUUAAAGAAAGUACUAUUCUUGUACUGGAGGCUAGUAGUUCAGCAAUUCUGCAUUCCACAGGAAGAAAUAUGUUUUAUUUACCUCAUGGCUUGAGUAUAGAUAAUAAUGGUAACUACUGGGUGACAGAUGUAGCUCUUCACCAGGUGUUCAAACUGGCUUCAAAUGGUGCGGAAUCUCCUUUGCUGACUUUAGGGAGGGCUUUGCAACCUGGAAGCGACAAAUAUCACUUCUGCCAACCCACUGAUGUGGCAGUAGAUCCAGCGAGUGGGAAUAUUUAUGUGUCCGACGGCUAUUGUAAUAGUCGUAUUGUUCGGUUCUCUCCAAAUGGAAUAUUUGUCAUGCAGUGGGGAGAAGAGACUUCUGUAGGUCAAGCUAAACCUGCCCAGUUCAACAUCCCUCACAGCUUAACUCUUGUAUCUGAAUUUGGUCAGCUGUGUGUAGCAGACAGAGAAAAUGGUCGGAUUCAGUGUUUUAAGCCAGAAACAGGCGAAUUUGUGAGAGAGAUCAGACAUCCGUUGUUUGGAAGAGAAGUUUUUGCAGUUUCUUAUGCUCCAGGUAAUUAUUAAAAAGUAUUACGUUUG
This is a messenger RNA of Python bivittatus (Burmese python), 2685 nucleotides long. NCBI's taxonomy places the organism in Eukaryota, Metazoa, Chordata, Lepidosauria, Squamata, Pythonidae. The record is from RefSeq and is a predicted model, not a curated record.